Molecule: messenger RNA, 444 nt
Organism: Saccharomycodes ludwigii
Lineage: Eukaryota; Fungi; Ascomycota; Saccharomycetes; Saccharomycodales; Saccharomycodaceae
Gene: RPS12
Product: 40S ribosomal protein eS12
Exons: 1
Coding region: 1-444 (147 amino acids)
Biological process (GO): translation
Cellular component (GO): ribosome; cytosolic small ribosomal subunit
Molecular function (GO): structural constituent of ribosome
Source: RefSeq, a predicted model, not a curated record
AUGUCUGACGUUGAAGAAGUUCAAGAAAUCCAAGAAAUUGAAGAAGUCCAAGAAGUUGCCGUUGAAUCUCAAGCUAUCACUAUUGAGGAUGCUUUGAAGGUUGUUUUGAGAACUGCUUUGGUUCACGAUGGUUUGGCCAGAGGUUUGAGAGAAUCUGCCAAGGCUUUGACUAGAGGUGAAGCUCAAUUGGUUGUUUUGGUUGACUCUGUUACCGAAGAACAAAUCACCAAAUUGGUUGAAGGUUUGGCUAAUGACCCAGAACACCCAGUUCCAGUUGUUAAGGUUGCUGAUGCUAAGCAAUUGGGUGAAUGGGCCGGUUUAGGUAAGAUUGACCGUGAAGGUAACGCCAGAAAGGUUGUUGGUGCUUCAGUUGUUGUUGUCAAGAGCUGGGGUGCUGAUACUGAAGAAAGACAAAUUGUUUUGGAACAUUUCUCCCAACAAUAG